This is a messenger RNA of Notechis scutatus (mainland tiger snake), 6718 nucleotides long. NCBI's taxonomy places the organism in Eukaryota, Metazoa, Chordata, Lepidosauria, Squamata, Elapidae. The record is from RefSeq and is a predicted model, not a curated record.
ACAAGCUGGAAUAAUGACAUAGUUCGCGCUAGGUGCACGCGCCAUUCCCCAAAUAUGUUUAUUGCCUUUUAACGUCCCCUCCCCCCCCCUUUUUUUUUUUGGCCGGCCUUUAGCUAUUCCAGGGUUGGGAGGCGGAGGAGAGAGACAGACAGAUAGACAGAGGCUGGCUCUGCUGGCGGAAACUUGCUCCCGCCAUUGGCGACGCUCCCUCCUCUCCUCCGAAGGCCAAACAAAGCGAGAGGGACGGGAGCGACGGCUCCUCGGAGAAGGGGAGUCCUCGGCUGCUGCAAUCCCUGCCGCCGACAGCUCCGUGGAGAGUAACGAAAGCACCCUUCCCGGCGGGAAGCUUAAGGCGUCUCGGUCUUUUUUUUUUUGGUCUCGCGGGCGCCGAAAGGCCCGGGUUGACGAGAACCAGCCGCGGCGACGAGCCCUCGUAUACAUCCCCCCCACUGCGUGCAGCUCAGCCGCGGCCGGGCGGGCUUGAGGUGUUUCUCGCCCGGCGUGGUCAAUUAUUGAGGAACUAAUCAGCAAGAGCUGCGGGUGUCAGAUGUCCCUUGCCUGUUGACCCACGACGCAGCGCAUGCUGUGGUGAUCGUGUGACAAGCUGUCUUUUGGUCGAGGUGUACAUCUCCGGUUGCCUGAGACGGUGCCUGUCUAAGUGGGGGGCUUCAUGGAUGCAAAAAUGUCUACAGAUGCUUCAAGACAAAAAGGAGUGUGGCGACAAACAAGAGCUCUUUUUUAUAAGAAUUGCUUAGUUAAAUGGAGAACCAAGAAGAGUAGCGUUCAGGAAAUACUGCUUCCACUUUUCUUUUUAUUCUGGCUAAUAUUAUUGAGCAUGAUGUAUCCAAACAAGAAAUAUGAUGAGGUACCUGAUUCUGAUCUUUAUUCUGUGGAUCACUCUAUUAUCUCUGAGUUUGUUGUUGGCUACACACCUGUGAACAAUGUGACGAGAAAAAUCAUGCACAAAAUGUCUGCAGAAUAUUUUACAGAAGGAAUCAUUACUGAAGAAUUUCUAACUGAGCAAGAAAUGCAAGAGGCUACAUUUCGUAGUCCCCAAAACUUUGUGGGUGUAAUUUUUAAGGAUUCUAUGUCCUAUCAACUCAGAUUUCCUCCUACAAAAGUUCCUGUUUCUGCAAUUCAUGUGGAAUCAAGAGCCAGUUGUCCAAAUCCUUCCAAGAUAUGUGAAGCUGAAACCUACUGGCGGUAUGGAUUUACAGCUCUCCAGAUCUGUAUUGAUGCAGCCAUUAUUCAGCUGAAGACUAAUCACUCAAUUUUGGAAGAACUAGAACAAACAAAAGCUGUCAUGAUGGGAGAAUCUGCUAUUUUGGAAAUAGAUAAUUUUCCUCGUGCAAUCAUUCUGAUUUACUUAGUGGUUGCCUUUUCGCCUUUUGGUUAUUACUUGGCAAUCCAUAUUGUGGCAGAAAAAGAGAAGAAAUUAAAAGAAUUUUUAAUGAUAAUGGGCCUUCAUGACACUGCCUUUUGGCUUUCUUGGGUCCUACUGUACACCAGUCUGAUAUUUGUCAUGUCUCUUCUUAUGUCGGUCAUUGCAACAUUUUCUUCGCUUUUCCCCAAAAGUAGCAGCUUUGUGAUAUUUCUUCUUUUUUUCCUGUAUGGAAUAUCCUCCGUUUUCUUUGCAUUCAUGUUGACUCCUCUUUUCAAAAAAUCAAAACAUGUUGGUACAGUUGAGUUUUUGUCAACCCUGGUUUUUGGUAUUGUGGGUCUAACAAUUUUCCUGGUAGAGGAUAUUCCAAAAUCCUUUGUGUGGCUGGUAAGCCCUCUGUGUCAAUGCACAUUUUUAAUUGGUGUUGCACAGGUUAUGCACUUAGAAGAUUAUGAAGAAGGAGUUCAUUUUUCAAAUUUAACUUAUGGACCUUAUCCAUUAAUUAUUGCUAUAUUGCUCCUAGCUCUUGACAGUGUGCUUUAUAUACUAUUAGCAGUUUACUUGGAUCAGGUUAUUCCAGGAGAAUAUGGAUUGCGUAGACAUUUUUUUUUCUUUCUCAAGCCUUCAUUUUGGUCAAAGAGAACAAAAAAUUACAAAGAAUUGUAUGAAAGCAAUAUUAAUGGGAAUUUAGAUUUCAAUGAGAUCAUUGAACCCGUAUCAUCAGAGUUUCAAGGAAAAGAAGCUAUCAGAAUCAACUGUGUCCAGAAAUCUUUUGUUAAAAAAGGUGAAACUGUGGAGGCUUUAAAAAAUUUAUCCUUUGAUAUAUAUGAGGGCCAGAUUACAGCAUUACUUGGACACAGUGGAACAGGCAAAACAACAUUAAUGAACAUUCUUUGUGGAUUGUGCCCACCUUCUGAUGGAUUUGCAUCGAUCUAUGGAUACAGAGUUUCUGAAAUUGAUGAAAUGCUGGAUGCCAGAAAGAUAACUGGAGUAUGUCAACAAAUAGAUGUCUGUUUUGAUGUAUUAACUGUGGAAGAAAAUUUGUCAAUAGUUGCUGCAGUUAAGGGAAUACCUCCCAAUUAUGUGAUACAAGAGGUCCAAAAGAUUUUAUUGGACUUGGAUAUGCAGCCCAUUAAAGAUAACCAAGCAAAAAAACUAAGUGGUGGACAGAAAAGAAAGCUGUCAAUUGGAAUUGCAAUUCUUGGUGAUCCAAAGGUGUUACUCUUGGAUGAGCCGACUGCUGGUAUGGAUCCAUGCUCCCGACAUACAAUUUGGAACAUCUUGAAAAACAGAAAAGCCAACCACGUGACAGUGUUCAGUACACAUUUCAUGGAUGAAGCAGACAUUCUUGCAGAUCGGAAAGCUGUAAUUUCUCAAGGAAUGCUGAAAUGUCUUGGAUCUUCCCUUUUCCUGAAGACAAAAUGGGGAAUUGGCUAUCGUUUGAGUAUGCACAUAGACAGGUAUUGUAACACAGAAGCUACAGCAUCUGUCAUCAGACAGCACAUCCCUGGAUCAAGUUUGCUAAAACAGAAUGAAGAACAGCUGAUAUAUGCAUUACCAUUUAAAGAUAUGGACAAAUUUUCAGCGCUGUUUGCUGAUCUAGAUACCCAUGCUCAUUUGGGUGUUAUUUCUUACGGUGUUUCCAUGACAACCUUGGAGGAUGUUUUCCUCAAGCUGGAAGCCGAAGCAGAGAUUGACCAAGCGGAUUUUAGUGUAUUCAACUCAGAAAAUGUAGAAGAAGAAAUGGAUACAAAAUCUACUGAUGAAUUAGAGCAAAGCCUACUAAUGCUCUCUGAAGUAAAAUCUUGUGUAGUGAACAGAAAGUCUCUCUGGAAAAAACAAGUCACCACUAUGGCAAAGGUUCAUUUCCUGAACUUAAAACGUGAAAUUAAGUCAGUGACAGUGGUAUUUUUGUUAUUUACAGUGUUUCUUCUUGUUCAAAUUUUUAUGUUUGUUGUACAUCACUAUUUCAAAAAAGCUGUAGUCCCUAUACAGCUGUCUCCAAAUUUAUAUUUUCUUAAGACCAACGAAACAUAUGACAAGUACAAAACCAGUCUCCUCAUUCAAAACUCCACUGGGUCAAACAUCGAUGACUUAAUUAGUGCUCUUAGAAACCAGAAUAUACUGACAGAGGUACUCAAUGACAGUGAUUAUGAAUCAGCAGAUUUCCACAGUACAGCAUUAAACAACAGUAGAUAUGUGUCAUUUGCCCCACAUAGUGCAGCAUUACAUGUAUUUAAAGUAGACAAGAGUUAUACCUUUACAGCUGCUUUUAAUCGCACCAUGAUACAUUCUUUACCUGUUAUGAUGAAUAUUAUUAGCAACUUCUAUCUAUACAGUUCAAACAUAACUGAAAAGAUCCAAGUUUGGAGUAACCCUUUCUUUCAAGAAAUCACUGACACAGUUUUCACUCUUGUGCUGUAUUUUGAAGCUGUCUUACUAGGAGUUCUUGUCACUGGAAUGCCAUCGUAUUUUGCCAUGGAGAAUGCAGAAAACCACAAGAUCAGAGCUUACACCCAACUUAAAAUCUCUGGACUUUAUCCUUCUGCUUAUUGGUGUGGACAAGCACUAAUUGAUAUCCCAUUAUUUUAUAUAAUUCUUCUUCUUAUGGUAGGAAGUUUAUUUGUAUUUCAUCAUGGAGUUUAUUUUUUUCCUGAAAAGUUUCUUGCUGUGAUUUUUUGCCUUAUUGGCUACAUACCAUCCGUUGUUAUGUUUAAUUAUAUUGUCUCCUUCAGCUUUAAUGCCAUACAAAAUACCAAAGAAUUUUGGUCAUUUAUUUUUUCAGUGGCUGCUUUAGUUUGUUCUGUUGUCAUCGAAGUGGCCUUCUUUAUGUGGUAUUAUACAACAGCUGCUGUUCUUCAUGUUUGUUUUUCUAUUUUUGUUCCCAUCUAUCCUCUCAUUGGGUGUCUCAUUUCUUUUAUAAAGAUAGUGCGGAAACUGGAUAACAAGAUGGAGAAACAUUCAGAAAGAUUGUUGAUUUCUGUUGUAGCGCCAUAUUUGCAAUGUGUAGUUUGGCUCUUUCUUCUGCGUUAUCUUGAAAUGAAGUGUGGGGAGAAGUCGGUAAGAAAAGAUCCAUUUUUCAGAACAUCUAUGAAGCCCAAGCCCCGGAAACUCCCGGAUGUGCUGCACGAUGAGAAUGAAGAUGAAGAUGUUACAGCAGAGAGGCUGAGGGUUAAAGAAUUGAUCACUUGUCAAAGCUGUGAGGAGAAACCAGCAGUUUUAGUCCACUGUUUGCAGAAAGAAUAUGAUGAAAAGGGUGAUUUUCUUCUUGGAAGAAAAAUAAAGAAAGUGGCAACUAAUUGUGUAUCCCUAUGUGUAAAAAAAGGGGAAAUACUGGGAGUGCUAGGUCCAAAUGGAGCUGGAAAAAGUACGCUAAUAAGUAUUCUGGUGGGAGAAGUUGAACCAAAUUCAGGCCAGGUGCUGAUGGGAGACUUUAAUUCAGGUGAUGAUAAUGAGGAUGAAUCCAUGAGGUUUGUGGGGUACUGUCCACAGACAAACCCACUUUGGCCUGAAAUCACAUUACAGGAACAUUUUGAAAUAUAUGGUGCGAUCAAAGGAAUGAAGGAAAGUGACUUGAAAGAAGUCAUAAAAUGCCCUUUAAUUAGUAUGAUGAAAAACAUGAUAUCUAUUAUGUUUGAUAGGAAAGCCAUCCGAGCAGCCUUUAAAAGUAAAAAGAGAGCAGCUAUUCUGACUACUCAUUACAUGGAAGAAGCAGAAGCUGUGUGUGAUCGAGUGGCUAUCUUGGUGUCUGGAAAAUUGAGGUGCAUUGGUACAGUUCAACACCUCAAGACUAAAUUUGGCAAAGGAUAUUUCUUAGAAAUGAAAUUAAAAGAAGUUCCAGAUUUACAGAUGAAGGAACAGCUCCAAAGGGCAGUUUUGCGUAUCUUUCCCAAUGGAAGACCUCAGGAAAGUUUUAGGUCAAUUUUAUCAUACAAAAUCCCAAAGGAAGAUGUCCACUCACUUGCCCUGUCUUUUUCCAAACUUGAGGAAGCAAAACAUGCCUUUAAUAUUGAAGAGUACAGCUUUUCUCAAGCAACCCUUGAACAGGUUUUCGUGGAACUUGCCAAAGAGCAAGAAGAAGAAGACAGUUUUGGAACAUUAAAUAGCAUGCUUUGGUGGGAACGAACCCAAGGAGAAAGAGUUGUUUUCUGAUAUAUUCCAUGUAGCACACUUCAGCGUCUACAUUCUUCAGGCAUUGAAGAAUUAAGUUGGGAUUGACCACUUUCCUUCUUCCCGAGACUGUUUAUUGAUAUAUUUUCUCAGUCAAAAAGUGUUGGAGAUUUUUGCCUUUCCUAUCAGAAGACUGAAGAAUUGAUUUUGGCUUUCAAGAGACUUCCCAACAUUGAACUCAAUAGUUUUCUGAGGUGUGCUGGGGUCAGUGCAGCAACUCUGUUUUUUUUUUUAUUCGUUGAGCAGUAGCCAGUUUGUUUGUAGUCUUGUAUUCCAGUAAACUGCAGAAAUUAAUUUGUGCAUCAUGUCGUUUCAUUCCUGUUUGACCUAGCUCACAAUUUAUGGCAUGUUUUCACUCUCAGAGCCUAUUUGCAAGGGAUUCAUGCUCUUUCCUCAGAAUGGGUAUCAAAGUUGCACUCUUUGCUCCAUCACUCUCGAAAGGCUCACUGCAGGUACCACACAACCAGUUUUCUCAGCUGGAAGAGUUUGUUCAAUCCAAAAUUUGGAGCCUGGCUACAAUGGUGGCUGCAGAUGAACAUUUUAGCCCAGGAGUUUGUACUUCUAAAGCUAGGGUUAUGUUUUCUAAAUCAUUAAGACUGUUCAUAGCAGUUUUUCUGUCUUCUGAGCCAGUCACUUUGUAUUUUCCACAGGAAAGGGAUUGUCCAUUAUCUUGACGUUCCCUCAUUCUAAACAUUCUCACUUUUACAGCAAGAGGGAAGUUACAGCCAUUUUUUUCUCUUGUUCCCAAGAACCCCAUUGCAUUUCCUAAACGUUACACAAGCACUGAAGAUUAUCCUUCGCUUUCCUCAGCUCUUCAAAUGGUUUUCUUUUCUGUUCAUUAACAUUGGGACAAGGGAUGGUUAGACCUGUUUCAAAAAUCUCAUUUGCAUGGUAGCAGAAAACAUACUUUUCAGAGAAUUGGUAUACCCCUUGCCCUCAUCUUUCAUAUUCAGUUUUGCUUAUAUCCCACUGAUUUCAUGAAUAAUUUUUAUGUGAAUGUCAAAAUUGUUCUGAUUUUAAAACACAUUCAAUUUGCUGUACAAAAUCCUAAUAGUUAGAAUAAUAUAUUAGACUUUUAGUGGUAAAGUACUGUAGUAUUGUUGCUGCUAUUAUGUUAAAGUGCCUUGCUGGAACUUUGUUGCUUGUAAUAAAGCAUUCUAAAAUGUC